CGCCCAUCCCCGUCGCCAUGUUGUUCUCUCAGCGCUGGGCGGGAGCCACGGGAGUCAGUCUCGGGUAGCGCUCUCGCCGCGGCGUCCAGCCUGCCCGUCUCCGACGGUGUCGCUCUCCUCGUUGCCCCGGGACAGGCCAGGCCGGAGCUCGCGGACAUCCUCCGUGCGGCCGGGAGGCACUUCUUCCACCUGUGCUACACUGCUCUAGAGGCCUGAAGAAACUUCCUGCACUCCUAGGAUGAGCCUGGCACAGUGCUGAAUCUCUCUCCUCGUUGUCUGCAUCUGGAGUAAAUCUUUCCAAAAGUUUGAGAGAUGAUGAUACUUGAACUGAACAAUUAAGGUCAGGUUUAUGACCUAUGUAGUAUGCUUUUCUUAUUCAGAUUUCCUUAUAGAAUGUAGUUGAAUUGCUAAAAUUGUAGUUUAACCUUGGUGAAGAUUGUUGCAUUUGGGCAAUCAUUCCAAACUGUGGAUUAUAAAAGACUUGACAUUAUAUUGUAAGUAACACCACAGCUGUUGUUCGUGUCUUUAUUACCUUCCCAUUGAGGGAUUCAUAACAUCUACUCUCAUGUUCAAGCUCCUAUGGUGAUAGCACUGGAAGAGAAGAAGCGGGUGUCCUUGACAAAACCCCUGGCAGGAGGGGAAAGCCGUCGGGGAACACUGUCACUGUGUCACCAAAGGGCUGUUUGAAGUUGUCACAGAGACUUGCCCGCUUCAGCCUCCUACUGCGUCUCUAACAAAUGGUGGCAGGGCUUUUUUGGCUCUGAAGUCAAAGAUCUUGAGAUUAAUAAUGGCAGGAAAAUCAUCACUUUUUAAAGUGAUUCUCCUCGGAGAUGGUGGAGUUGGAAAGAGUUCCCUAAUGAACAGAUACGUGACUAACAAGUUUGAUGCUCAGCUCUUCCAUACCAUAGGUGUGGAGUUUUUAAAUAAAGAGUUGGAGGUAGAUGGACAUUUUGUUACCAUGCAGAUUUGGGACACGGCUGGUCAAGAGAGAUUCCGAAGCCUGAGGACGCCCUUUUACAGAGGUUCUGACUGCUGCCUGCUCACCUUUAGCGUCGAUGAUUCUCAGAGCUUCCAGAACUUGAGUAACUGGAAGAAAGAGUUCAUAUACUACGCAGAUGUAAAAGAGCCCGAAAGCUUUCCUUUUGUGAUUUUGGGCAACAAGAUCGACAUAAGCGAACGGCAGGUGUCUACAGAAGAAGCCCAAGCCUGGUGCAGGGACAACGGCGACUACCCUUACUUUGAGACAAGUGCAAAAGAUGCCACAAAUGUCGCAGCGGCCUUUGAGGAAGCAGUUCGAAGAGUGCUCGCCAUGGAGGAUCGGUCAGACCACCUGAUUCAGACAGACACCGUCAGCCUGCACCGAAAGCCCAAGGCUAGCUCCUCCUGCUGUUGAUCAUUAGGCCGCCCCGUCAUCCUAACCAACUCACACAUACACGCAAAUAAACACGGGGGGAGAAGAGAAUUAGCAUUCGCAGCAGUGGAUCAUCUACUCAUAAAAUUAAACUAAUCAUUGCUGCUUCGUGAUUGGGUGGGGGAAGGGACACACCACUCGCAGAAGAACCUAUUUACUCAGUAAUGGCAUCUUACAUUUAUAAAUUGUAACGGUUGUCUAAUAACAUUUAAUUUAAAUAUGUAAGUUACAGUGCUAAUAGAUGACCAAGACUUUAAUUACAAUUAAAACAAAACACUUGAAUAUUCUAGAAAUAUUGCUCUUUUCCUGGGAAAAUGGAGAACUACUUUUUAUAUAUGUAUAUUUUUAUGUAAUUAGCAUUCUAUUCCUGGUUUGGGGGUAAAAGUUUCCUAAAGCAAUAAUGUUAGAUAUUAAAGAUUAAAAUUGAAUGAAUUUGCACUGCA
Molecule: messenger RNA, 1854 nt
Organism: Phyllostomus discolor (pale spear-nosed bat)
Lineage: Eukaryota; Metazoa; Chordata; Mammalia; Chiroptera; Phyllostomidae
Gene: RAB9A
Product: RAB9A, member RAS oncogene family
Exons: 7
Coding region: 788-1393 (201 amino acids)
Biological process (GO): retrograde transport, endosome to Golgi; Rab protein signal transduction
Cellular component (GO): lysosome; phagocytic vesicle; late endosome
Molecular function (GO): GTP binding; GTPase activity
Source: RefSeq, a predicted model, not a curated record